AUGCCUUAUUCAAUGCCGCGCUUUUCAACUCACAGCAACACUGGGCCGCCUCAUGUUUCUCUACCCCAGACCACAAGAGUCCAGAGGAACAAACUAAGGAAACGGCCGCCGUUCUGGUCCUCGGAUAGAAGCACAGCUGCCUACGAUCUCUGCCAACUCAUGGGGAACAAUGCCAGCUUUGAAAACAUACCGCGGCCGGCGCGCCCGCCUCGCCCGUCCGCAACUGACAUCCCGGACCUCCCCAGCCUGCCCAUGUACGAAGGCUUCACCCCCAAACACCGCCCAGUCACGCUACUCGACGAGAAGACCCCCCGGGUGUUUGAACGGCGUCCAUCCGCGGCCACGACAAGAUGGUCAUCGGCAGAUGGACCGCGACCGCGGUGGGACGCCGGGGCUGGUGACGAGAGACCUGCUACGCACCACUCGCUAGCCGCGAGCGACACAACGGCCGUCGAGGUGCCCCGCUAUGACCGGUCUUCCCGGCUGGCGGAAUCGUAUCGAAACGUGCUGCCGGACAGGGAAUCAAUGACAAUCGAAUACAGGGAAGCACGCGGAUCAAUCAAGAGGCAGCAGGAUACUAGGCGACCCCGGAGCCAGCAGCGCGAGCCUCACGCCAGCAAUCAUCCGACACAACACAAUCAGACUGUCGCGACCCCAGAACAAGAGAGAUUCGACGUCAGGUCUGCGCCUGUAAGAACACGCUCGUCCGCGGUCCCUUCGACACCGACCUCGUCGAUCACCGCGGUGGACUACGACCUCGGCCCCGUUGACGGGCUGGCGCUUGGUAAGAGCCGCGCCCCUGGUAGCCACUCACGGGAGGCGGAGAGCCAGAGAGACGCGCUGGCCAAUAACAAAGAGCAGCGGACGAGCGAAUACGUCGGGCUGCAGAUCUGCUCGGAGCUGCUGACGGAGGAGCUGACGCGGACCUUCUUCCGGCAGCACCCCGGCGAGACGCAGUCGCGGGCCUCGAAGCUGCAGGUUCUCCUGCUGAUUGAGGCGUACGAAGCCAUGCUCCACUCGUGCCGCAGAGAGCUGCUGAAGCCGCCGCCGGUCCGGGGCGGCGAGCGCAGGAAGGGCCUGCGGGACGCCGUGAGGAUCCUCGACCACUGGCUCGACUCGCUGUAUGUCAUCUACGAUGAUACGUUUAGUGAUGAGGUCAACAGCGCGGCGGCCGAGGUCGAGGGCAUGAUAUAG
This is a messenger RNA of Lasiosphaeria miniovina, 1194 nucleotides long. RefSeq lists its product as uncharacterized. The record is from RefSeq and is a predicted model, not a curated record. The coding region runs from base 1 to 1194 and encodes 397 amino acids. NCBI's taxonomy places the organism in Eukaryota, Fungi, Ascomycota, Sordariomycetes, Sordariales, Lasiosphaeriaceae. The transcript has a single exon.